AUGAGUCAGUCACAUUGGCGGCAGAGAGGAAGAGGAAACCCAAGUCGAGGGAGCCAUGGGCGUGGCCAACAUAGACAUGCAAGCCAAAAUAGCCAAGGUAGUUUGGAUUAGUUACGUGUCAAAUAAUUCACACUUCUGGAAAGUAUGUCACUUCGGCUACAGAACAUUGUUUUCACAUACAUUACAAAUAACAAAGUAGUUAAUUUAAAUCCGAACAUCACAAUUCUGAAAAAGAGGCUCUAUUAAAAUAGCCAAUGUGACAUACUUUCUGUAAGGGUGUAUUGCCACGUACCACAGGCGAGGGUCAGUAUACUAAUGUAUAUUAUAGUAAAAAUAUGUCAUAAAAUAUAUAUUUAAAAUGAAAUUUACUUGCCUAUUUGAUAGUGUGUGUUCUUCUUUUAUUCCUCUUUUGUUGGGCUAAUAUUUUCCAAGACUUUGCACUUGAUGGUUGCAGCUAGUAUAUACAUAUAACAUACUAGUAGCAGCCACAACCAUCAAGUGCAAAGUCUUGGAAAUAUUAGUCCAACAAAAGAGGAAUAAAAGGAGAAUGCACACUAUCAAAUAGGCAAGUAAAUUUGAUUUUAAAAUAUAUAUUUUAUGACAUAUUUUUACUGUAAUAUACAUUAGUACAGGGACGGAUCCAGCAUGAUCUGGUACGGGGGAGGGGGGUGUGCGCUGCCAACUCUGGUGCCAAGUUGUGUCGGUCAUGUGCGCCGCUGCCGCCGCACGCCCAUCAACUUGCUUGACUACCGUAUUUGAAUUGAAAUUGUUGUUCACAGUUCACUUAUCAUCAUGUUAUUACUCAAAUUACUGUUUCUCAUUUUGUCUCCAAUAUUUUUUGCUUUAUUAUGAAAAAUAGCACCCCCCUGGCCAUCCCUGCAUUAGGAACGGUUCCUUGUAAUAAUGAUCUGCCUGUGGUUGUACAUGUGGUGUUUUUGCACGGUGAAAUAUUUUACAUCCUGGCUUUUGCCUCUGGGGGUGUAUUUACAGUAUGUCAGUCACAUUUUUAGGAGACUAUUACGCAUGGGAAAUUGAUACCUUUUUCAGAAAGCGGUAUCAAUUUCCUGUGCGUAAUACAAAAUGACUGAAAAACGGCAAACUUUGCAGGGCUAUAUUAUCCGCAAUUUACAACAUUUUGCAACGCAACUUCGGACUAUUACUAAUGUUGUGAUGCUCUUUCAAGCUGUGAUGAAAUUUUGUCUAGACUUGUCUAGAUCAAAAUUUUGUUCAUUAGGGAAUAGGUCCAUUCAUUUGAUGCAUUUUUUGAAAAUUUAAUAAGUUCCUGUAUAACUGAUAAACUUGCUGUAUAAUUGAUAAUGCAUCAGCCACCUUAGGCAUAAAGAGGCAGGAAGCAACUAAUUGAAACGAUUGAACACAGAAAUGAUUGAACGCAGGAACGUGCGGGUAUUUGGUCCAAUGCCUCAAAUGAUGGAGAGGCAGAGCUUAAUAUAAUUUCUUUGGGGAGGAGGUUAUUUGAGAUAGAGACUUUAUAUUGGUCACAAACCUGCAUGAAACUUAGUAGGUGUUUUUGUUAUAUAGGAAAUGAACAUGAAACACCUUUUACAAACAGCGAGAAGGGCGGGUCUUUCUACAGAGGUCGAGGGCGUGGCUUCAGCCAGAGAGGUCGUGGCCAACACCGUAGGGGGAAUAGAGGGCAUCAUUCUUCUCGAGGAACUUCUGGGGAUGUGAGCAGUUCCUAUCGUGGACAUAGGGAUAUGCAAGGUGGACGAUCAACACCAAAACCACAACAAAAAUUUCUUGACUUUCCAUUCAUCGAACAUCAUGAAACUGUUCGCUUACUGCCACAGUUUCGAGUCAUGUUUAUUUUGCGAGGCCUACCGGGCAGUGGCAAGAGUACCAUAGCCGACGCCAUUUUGCAACAAUACCGAGAUCAUGCCAUCGUUUGUUCCGCCGAUUAUUAUCGUUAUAAUAAAGAUGGCGAGUACGUCUGGCACGAAGAUACACUACAAGAAACACAUAACAAAUGUCAAAGACGAGCAGAGAGAUUUGCUGCCUUGAACAAACCUGUCUUAAUAAUAGGUGAGUCUGAUUAUACCAAAUAGUACGGCCCCUUCUGCUUUUCUUGUUUACAAAAAAGUCUGACAAUUGUACUUGUCUACUUCACAUCCAAUAGGUAGGUGUUGGAUGUCAAGCUAGAAUGUGUAUUUUUUAACCCAUUGAGCACCAGUGCUCUCGCAUUGUCAACUAGAAUUGCCAGUAGGACAGAGUAAAAUUAUAAUAAAGUAGCUUGGACCCAUUAAGCCGGUUUUCCACUAGGCGGAAUUUUGCACGCGGAGCGGAAUCUUACUUUGUCUUCUCUAAUUAGUUCCACCCGAGAAAUCACAAGACAAAGAAAAAUUCCGCUCCGCGCGCAAAAUUCCGCCUAGUGGAAAACCGGCUUUAGUGUGCAAUACAACUUUGGUUAAUCUUGAUUACCAUAAGACACAGUGGUGCAUGUACUGUAACUUUACUGUUUUGAUCACUUGCUCUGAGGGCAAGUUGGACAUAAAAAUUAGUUGCCCUUUUUCAUGUUCAUCUGAACCUCUUUACAGGGUGUAUAAAAACACUCCACCGUUCAAGAAUGUCAGCUAAACUGCAUACAAAUUCCGCAAAAUUUGCGGAACAUUAACUUAAUAUGCAAUAGUAUGGCCUAUGGGUGAGUUUGGGGUCUGCUAGUGUAUCUGCACCACUAAAAUUGUUUUGAGAAGUAAAUGUUCAAGUGCAGGAGGGUUGUUUGAAAAAAAUACUUUAUUUUAAAAAUGGCUUGCGCACACUAAAUUGGAAGGCUUAACUUAAUUAAAUUCACGAGGUUGACUCAUUUGGAAGGUGGUUUAUGAACUAUCAGAGUACCAGACAGCUUGAUGUAGACUAACGUACUAAAGCAGGAGUAAUACGAGCACAAAGUUGCUGCAACUUGCAACAAAAUCUGAUUUCUACGCAUGUUAAUUGAAAAUGUUUACACAUAAAUUACAAAUCACGAGGCAACACGUGUCAACAUUUCUACUUAACAUGCCUUGAAAUCAGAUUUUGUUGCAAGUUGCAGCAAUUUUGUUGCUCGUAUUACUCCACCUUAAGUCCAAUGCGCAACCCAUAAAACUUGGACUUUUUGCCGUAAAUUUAGCUGUUCACGCACGCGCGCAUGACUGAUUUAUGCAUGACUGAAGCCCCGUUUACACUACGCUCGAUUUUUGGUACCGUACCACUUUUUUGGUUCUUGGACUACCUAAAUAGGAAGUCCAAGAACCAAAAAAAUGGUACGGGUGUAAAAAGUGGUACGGGUACCAAUUUUAUCCGUACCGUACCAAAAUUGAGCGUAGUGUAAACGGGGCUUGAGAGGUCGCGCCUUGGACUCAAUGUACAUCACAUUGUCUGGUACUUUGAUAGUUUAUAAAACACCUUCUAAAUAUGCACCCUAUUAAUGAAUUAUAAAUGACUGCAGUCAAAGUCUGGCUUGCUGCAGUCUGCAUGCAGAGUGACCAACCAACCGAACCUACCAGUCCACCAACCAACUGACUAAUAAAACGAUUGACUAAAUUUAUUUAAAAAACUCAUUAAUAAUUCAGGAGCAAAACACAAAGAAAAAUCAUAAGCGUGUCGUAUCUUUAUAUGUGAUAAAAAAUCAUGUUAAUUUACAUAAACUUUAGCUUUGAUUUUCUCGGUUUAGACAAAGUUUAUUUUAAAAAUUACUUCGCUAAUGUACUGUUCAGAAGAUAGGUCGUUUUUUAAGCCAUUUAAAGUACUUAUUUAGUGCUUUAAAUAGUACUUAUUUAACUUUGCCAAUAAACAUUAAAACACAGAAAAUACAUAUAUGGACAAUGGCAGGGAACACGCUACAGCUUACGCCAAUUACAGCGGCCCUUACAUAUAAGAUACGGCAUCACAAACACAUUAAACUAAUAACAACACGAUACUUCACAGGACAGAUUACAGGACUUGUUACAGGACAAACAUAUUAAUUUCCAUUUUGCCUUUGGCAGUACAUUCCACAUUCUGGUACAUCUAUUUAAAUGUUCAUUCGGUUGGCACACGAUGCAUGGAAAGAGGAUUUUAGAAUGAAUUUUGGUUUUGGUCAGGUCUAAACCAUGAUUUUUAUUUCUAGACAAUACAAAUGUGACACACUCGGAAGUGGAAACGUACAUCAACUUAGCCAAACAAUAUGGCUAUGUGGUUGUUUUAGUUGAACCAAAGACGCCCUGGAAAUUUGAAGCUCGGCAGCUGACGGCUAGAAACACACACAAUGUCUCAUUUACAAAGAUAUGUAGAAAAGUCGGGCAGUACGAUGAAAUCUUGCCUCUUUAUUUUGGAUGGUUUGUAUCGCCUGCAGAUUAUACAAGACUGCAGACAACGGCUAAAGACAUUUUAUGGAAAUGCUUACAAAUUUCAGAUUUUCAACAAUGCAUCAAGGCAUUCUCAGGUGACCUGACAAUCACAGAUUUCAUUCUAGAGCAGAGUAUUUAAUAUAUAGAUCAUCGCUAUGCCCAUGCCCCAAAUCCUGAUAUUUAGUUACAUACUGCACCGUCACCUUGAACUUGUGGUUACAGCUCAACAACUGGACUCUGUAUCACAGAGCCGCAGGUUCAAUUCCUGUGUGCCUGGUUUAAAGUCUAACUGAAAUGCACAAACUUUAUACUCGAAAUUGCCUUCCACAAAAUUCCUUUUACAAAAUCCUUUCAAAAACGAGGAUUUUAAUUACCAAUUGGGACAUGUUAGGGGCUGUUCAAAUAAGCCCGGGCUAGCCGGCAUGAAUCUUGUGACGAAAAUUUUUGCCGACCAUAAAAAUUACCAGUACUCUAUGUACUGUUACUGAAAUCAAACUAAGCUACUUUGAAAUGUCAUUUCCCCAGGCCAGCCCGGCUACAUAUGAACAGUCCAUACUAUAUACUUGUAAGAACAAAUUUAAUGCUUUAACCAUACUUAAUCUGCCUUUGUCUAUUGUUUGCCUUUCUUUGCUAUUUGGCAUUGUCUAAAUCUAAUUCCGGAUAGUUGUAUUUAUGAAGGGGAUGUGUUGAAUUGACAUUAUUUCUAUAUAUUAUAUAGGCCAUUCAUAUCCGAAGUUCACAGUUCACAACGCGUUGUCUUACUACUCAAUCAAACAUUCUGAUCGCCAAGACUAUCAUGUCACAGCGUGUUUUUCACCCCGAGGCAAAUACCUGGCUGGCUCGCCGUAUCACAAAUCUCCUGCAGUUGGGAAAGCUUUGGGUGAAAUUUCACAGUUGUCGAUCAUCGGAUGUGUGAUCACAAAUGACACAUUCAGCGCCCGCGUGUCACUUACUAAGAAACAGCGUGCAUUGUGGAUGAAUGAUAAUCAAACUGGACAACAGCAAAGAAAGAGAGGUACAUGCAGUAAAACAAAUUAA
Paramuricea clavata is the source of this 5357-nucleotide messenger RNA. The record is from the annotation of a GenBank genome assembly. NCBI's taxonomy places the organism in Eukaryota, Metazoa, Cnidaria, Anthozoa, Malacalcyonacea, Plexauridae.